AUGUACAUCCAGACAUUCAAGAACACCACCGGCGGCCAGUUCUCCAUGUUACCGCUGAUCCAGAACCCAACACAACUUACGCACCUCUACCUGGCGGCUCUGCAUAUCAAUGAUGACCCCAACAACAUCAAUUUGAACGACGACAAUCCGAACAGCACCGUCUGGAAUACGAUGUGGAACGAAGCAGCUCAGGUGCAAGCCCAGGGCGUCAAGGUCAUGUUCAUGAUGGGUGGAGCUGCCGCUGGAUCCUAUCCUAGACUCUGCGGAGGCUCCAAAGGGACGGCUGUGGUGAGUAGAUAUGUAAACCUGCCAGCAAUGAAGUCAUGCAACUAAACUUUCUGGCCUUAGAACAUGACAUACUACAUGCCUCUCUACUACACGAUCAAAUAUCACAACAUCGACGGCCUCAACCUCGACAUCGAAGAACAAGUGGUAUAUCAGUGUCCUCUUGCACUACUGCAACAGUUGAACAAAGACUUUGGUCCGCUUCCCUCUCGAAAUCGUUUCCCUCUGAGUAUCCAGCUAACCAGUUUUGUAAACCAGGCCCGAAUUUCAUUCUCACCAUGUCCCCCGUCGCCUCCGAACUCCAGCCCUCUGGCUCCGGCCUCGGCGGCUUCUCCUACAAAACCCUCGACUCCAAAGCCACAGCCUCCAGCAAACCCGCCGGAAAGCUGAUCAACUGGUUCAAUGCCCAAUUCUACAACGGCUGGGGCGACGCUUCUUCGACCAGCGGCUACACCUCCAUCAUCAAAAACGGCUAUGCCGCCAACCGCGUAGCGAUGGGCAUCCUCGAUUCUCCCAACGACGGCGGAAGCGGUUUCUACCCUAUCGCCACUUACCAGAAGACGAUCAAGAGUUUGCGAUCGACGUAUGGAACGAGCUUCGGAGACGUGGUCGGUUGGGAAUACUGGGAUGCGGGGAUCAAGGACAAUGAUACGUAUCCUUAUCAGUGGACGCAGACCAUUGGAACGGCCUCGUUCAACAAGAGAGACGUGGAAGACGAAGAAGAGGACGCGGAGUUGGUGGAAAGGCAAAUUCCUUCCCUGACGCCAGCUGGAGAUCCGACGUCGUAUGGACCUAGUCCAUGGCCAGCUUUGGCGAGCAAGUUGGUUGGUGCUGGCGUUCUGCAGAUUGCAGCUGUGAGAGCGCUGAAUAUCAGCAAUGGCGACUUGCACGGGGCAUUGGGUGUUCUUGGACUGCCCACCAACUUGUUGGGGGGCUAG
Lecanosticta acicola is the source of this 1223-nucleotide messenger RNA. The record is from the annotation of a GenBank genome assembly. NCBI's taxonomy places the organism in Eukaryota, Fungi, Ascomycota, Dothideomycetes, Mycosphaerellales, Mycosphaerellaceae.